Bufo gargarizans (Asiatic toad) is the source of this 5688-nucleotide messenger RNA. RefSeq names its product transient receptor potential cation channel subfamily M member 7-like. Lineage: Eukaryota; Metazoa; Chordata; Amphibia; Anura; Bufonidae. Gene Ontology annotation, biological process: protein phosphorylation; monoatomic cation transmembrane transport; monoatomic cation homeostasis. The record is from RefSeq and is a predicted model, not a curated record. Gene Ontology annotation, molecular function: protein serine/threonine kinase activity; ATP binding; calcium channel activity.
AUGCCUAUGCACACUCCCAUGGUCCCGUCCACCAGGGAGGCCGCUGCUUUUUCCUAUAGUGUGCCAGCACAGUCAGCCGACAGGUCCUCUUUUCAGCAAAUGUUAAUCAUUUUGAUUGGCUUACCUUGGAUAGAGAGAACAUUUUCUAAACGUGAUUGUAUUUCCAUCAUACCGAAUUCAAGAGAACCUCAUAGAUGUAUCCCUGGGUGUCAGAUUUGCCAACAGCUUGUCCGGUGUUGCUGUGGUCGUUUGAUCAAAGAGCACCAUCUUUUUGCUGGAGAUGACGACAUAAAUCCUUCAGAUGAUCAAACACAGUCAACAGUUUGGACCGUAGAUGAGCAUACAGUAAAAAGUCCUACAAAUGCAUACGGCACAAUUGACUUUCAAGGUGGUUCACAAGGCUGCAAAGCCAAGUUUGUUAGAUUAUCUUAUGACAGCAGAAUUGAAGACAUCCUUUAUCUCAUGGUUAAGGAAUGGAAAAUGCAACUUCCAAAGCUGCUUAUUUCUGUACAUGGUGGUACACAGAAAUUCGACCUUCACCCUCGUAUUAAAGAUGCAUUAUCCAAGGGGUUUAUUAAAGCUGCAGAGACCACAAGAGCUUGGAUAUUGACAGGAGGAGUGAAUAAUGGGGUCGCCGAACACAUUGGUGAUGCUUUGAAGAACCACGCUUCCCAUCUGUUCCAUAAGGUGUGCACCAUUGGCAUAACACCAUGGGGCUUAAUUGAUGGUAGACAGGAUCUGAUUGGAAGAAAUGUUGUUGCUCCAUAUCAGACAUUACUGAACCCUUUGAGCAAACUCCAUCUACUAAAUAGCCUUCACACCCAUUUUAUCCUGGUGGAUGAUGGAACAGUUAGACAACACACAGCAGACAUUCACAUACGGUGGGAAUUAGAAAACAGAAUUUCCCUGCAACAGAUCCAUGCAAGGACUGGCAAGAGAAUACCAAUAGUGGCUCUAAUACUAGAAGGUGGUCCCAACACUAUCCUUACAGUCUAUGAGUAUCUUCAGCAGACACCUCCAGUGCCAGUUGUGGUCUGUGAAGGGAGUGGCAGGGCAGCAGACCUCCUGGCAUAUAUGUAUAAGCAGACAGAGAGUCAAGGAAAUCUUUUGGAUGGUGUACAAUCCGAUGUUAUAGCCACCAUAAAGAAAACAUUCAGCCUCAAUCAGAGUGAAGCUAUCCAUAUGUUCCACACUUUAAUGGCGUGCAUGAAGUCAAAGCACCUAAUAACUGUAUUCCAUGCUGGACCAGAAGAACAACAAGAUAUUGAUGUUGCAAUCCUUACAUCACUGUUUAAAGGUACAAAAAUGUCUCCGUAUGAUCAGCUUGUUCUGGCCUUAGCCUGGGACAGAGUAGAUAUCGCCAAAAAUUAUAUUUUCACACAAGGACAACAAUGGUUGACAGAGCUACUGGAACAAGUUAUGCUGGAUGCACUUGUAAUGGACAGAGUGGCAUUUGUCCAACUUCUCAUCGAUCAUGGUGUCAGUAUGCACAGAUUUCUAACAAUCCCCAGGCUGGAAGAGCUGUACAAUGCAGUACCGAAUGCAAGUAAAGACACCAUACUACGUCUCAUCCAGGAUGUGAAGAAGGGUAAUCUAUUAGCAGAAUACAAGAUCACUCUGAUGGACAUAGGACUAGUUAUUGAAUACCUUAUGGGUGGAACGUUUAGAUGCAGUUACACCACAAGAGGCUUCAGAACUAUGUACAAACUUUUAAACCAGAAUUUUGUGCAAAACACUUCAGUCAAUUCCUCUAAUAAGAAUGAAACCUUGGACAUAUCACAGAGAAGAGAGAAAACAAGGCAUGGUCACUUUCUUCAAACAGCUCAGCCCAGGAAACCACAGCAAGAUUUAUGUGAAAAAGACAACCCAUCAAAGUCAUCUAAAACUGGCAUCCUUGGAACUGAAGAGGAUAACAGAAGGCCUUUCCCUUAUCCAUUUCAUGAUCUUCUGGUAUGGGCAGUAUUAAUGAUGAGACAGAAGAUGGCGCUUUACUUCUGGCAAUGUGGAGAAGAAUCCAUGGCUAAGGCUUUGGUUGCGAGAUGUCUUUACCGAGCAAUGUCUCAUGAGGCUCGACAGUGGGAUAUCUUUGAUGACACACCAAAAAAGCUAAAAACCUAUUCCAAAGAAUUUGGGACCCUAGCAGAAGAACUCUUGGAUAAAACCUACAAGCAGAAUGAAAUAAUGACAAUGAAGCUACUAACAUAUAAGCUGAGCAACUGGAGUAAUACAACUUGCCUUAAACUUGCUGUUUCUGGAAAAUUUCGAACAUUUAUUUCCCAUGCAUCCACUCAAAAGCUGCUUACGGAUAUUUGGAAUGGAAGACUGAACCUAAGGAAAAAUUCUUGGUGCAAGGUGAUUUUAGGCAUUUUUCUCCCGCCAAUAAUUCCACUGUUGGAAUACAAAAGCAAAGCACAAAUGUCCCAUAUCCCAAUGUCCCAGGAUGCACAUGAAAUGAUUCUAAAUAAAAGUCCGCAGGUGAAGUUCUCUGUAGAAGGAGGUGCUUUGAAUGUUCAUAAAGAAGCCUCAUUGUGUGAUGCAUCUGGAGGAAAUGUUCCUGAUGUUAGGAUUGAACAAAAACUCCACCAUCUUCCACUGUCACAGAAAUAUUUCUCAUUUUACCAUGCACCAAUUGUGAAGUUCUGGUUUAACACGCUGGCAUACCUGGUGUUUUUAAUGUUGUACACCUAUGUGGUCCUGGUUAAAAUGGAAAAUAUUCCUUCUGCGCAAGAAUGCAUUGUGUUUAUAUUUGUAGUCACCACAGCUGUGGAGAUAACACGAGAGAUCUUCAUUUCAGAAGCUGGAAAAAGCAUCCAAAAAUUGAAAGUGUGGCUCUACAGUUAUCUCAAUGUUAAUGAACUGCUCGGAAUAAUAACCUUCUUUGUGGGGUUUGGCUUGAGACUUAGCUCUAUUAAUCCCAGAAAUAAUUCUUCUGAGAACUUGGUGUUUGUUGCUGGAAGAUUAAUAUGCUGCCUGAGCAGUAUAUUUUGGUACGUGAAGUUAUUGGACAUAAUAAAUGUCGGUCAAGAUGCUGGUCCAUAUGUUUUCAUGGUUGGAAAAAUGCUAUCAAGAAUGUUUUACGUUGUGAUCAUCAUGGGAAUAGUAGUGAUCUGCUUCGGUGUGCCAAAACAGGCAAUCCUUUAUCCUAAUGAAGAACCAUCCUGGUCCCUUGCUAAAGCUGCAGUAUUUCGUCCGUACUGGAUGACCUAUGGUGAAAUGUUUGCAUACGAAAUAGAUCCUUGCGCCAAUGACACGGUCACUCCCACGCUCUGCGUUACUGGAAGUUGGCUGCAUGGAUUUCUGCAGGCCGUGUAUGUGUUUGUACAGUACAUUAUUAUGGUCAAUCUACUCAUUGCUAUACUAAGUAAUGUGUACAAGGAGUGUAAAAGAAUUUCUGAUCAUCUGUGGAAGUCUCAGCGAUAUUAUUUUGUCAUGUUGUAUCACAAUAAGCCCGUGCUGCCUCCACCCUUCAUUCUCCUCAGCCAUUUAACUGCUCUGAUAAAAUGGCUGUGUGGACAGAGCAAGAGGUCAAAUUCUCAGGGGCCAUACCUCUUCCAGACUGAAGAAGAAAAGAGGCUGCAUGAAUUUGAAGAAAAAUGUGUACAGAUCUAUUUUAAAGACAAGAAAGAUGAUGAUAACGCAAAGAGUGAUGAAAAAAUCCGACUAACAUCUGAAAGAGUGGAAGAUAUGUUUGAAGACAUAAAGGAUGUCCGAGAUUAUGUCAAAUCUAUAGAUAAUUUACUUCACCAUCUAGAUGAUCACAUUGGAAACUUGCAGGACCUUUCAGGUCUGACAUUGGACUCUGUGAAAAGUUUAACCGCACAGAAAGCCAUGGAAUCCAAAAAAAGGCAUAGCAUGAUGUCCUGUGAUUUAAGUCUCUCAAACCAAACCACUGAUGAUGGACUUGGACAAUCAAGCACAUGGAAGAAGAGCCAAAGCAGCCAAAAGUGGGCUCAUUCCUUAUCAUAUCCUGGUCUUGAAAAGUAUAUUAAAACUUCCAGUUCCCUGCAAAAUGUCAGUGAGUCCAAUUUUCAUCCUGUACACAAUUCUUUGUUUUACAUAUCUGAUCAUCCAGAAUUCCAGCAUGGAGAGGUCUAUGAAGAGAAAAAAAUAGAUUAUGUCAAACACAAAUCUCUAAAAAGCAGGCCUCAUGUAACACAUGAAACAUCAACUCAAAAUGUCUUACAAGUGCAGGUUCCAGAAAUUGUUCCAGUGGUUCAGUCGAAAAAGGGCCUGUUACAAGUUGUACCAAAAGCUCUGGAAUCGGCCACUUCAAAAAUACUUGGGAAGACAUGCAAAGAGGAAGGUUUUGUUAAUUUUACAUUUACUGAUGAUGACAACAAGGCGAUUCAUGAAAAUGGCAUCGGGGAUGGUUGUCCAUAUUUUAAAUCAUCUUCUGACCUGAAAGCUAAGGCAUCUGAACAGCUAUCAGAGGAAGUGUCACCACAUGAUUACAGCCAUGAAGCUAUUGUAAAAAAAGGGAAAGGUCAACACAGUAACAAUAAUAGUCUCACUGGAGUAUUUAAGAAAUUAUGGAAACCAUCCAAAAGCCCAGCCUGCUGCAUUAACCACAGUGACCAGAUAAUUGUACUAAGUAGGUUAGAGAAAAAGCUUGUUGUACAGUCACAAAUAAGCAGCGGAACCCUUAUCCAGGAGAGGCAAUAUAACAGUCGAUUCUCUUCAGGUCGCAAGUUGUCUGUUCCAAAAGAAGGCUUCACAAAGUUUGGAUGCAAUUUUAAACCAUCCAUGGAUACAACGUUCUAUUAUUCUGCCAUUGAAAGAAACAACUUGUAUCGACUUUCUAUGAGUAUUCCCUUCACCCCUCUUCCUCCAGUCGGAGAUCUGGUCACGGUGUAUCGUCUGGAGGAGAGUUCUCCCAGCAUCCUAAAUAACAGCAUGUCCUCCUGGUCACACAAUGGCUUCUAUGCUACAAUAGAGGUUCUUAGUAAAAAAGAGAUGGGAGGAGGAAUAAGACGGGCUGUGAAAGUGGCGUGUACUUGGUCUCAGAAUGAUAUCCUUAAGGCAGGACACCUGUACAUCAUCAAGUCCUUCCUUCCCGCAGUGGUAAAUACCUGGUCAGAGGUUUACAAGGAAGAAACGGUGAUCCAGCUAUGCCUCAGAGAAAUCCAGCAACAGAGAGCUGCUCAAAAACUGCUUUUUGCCUUCAACCAAAGGAAACCAAAAACAAUUGCGUACUCUCCAAGAUUUCUGGAAGUGUUCCUCUUGUACUGUCACUCAGUCGGUCAGUGGUUCACAGUGGAGGAAUACAUGGCGGGAAAGUUUAGAAAAUACAAUCACAACACAGGUAGUGAGAGUGUACCAUCAAACAAGCUGGAGAAGACUAUGCUGGCCUUCAGCCACUGGACUUAUGAAUAUACCAGAGGCGAAUUUCUAGUCUUAGACUUGCAAGGUGUAGGUGAAAAUCUGACAGAUCCAUCAGUUAUUAAAGCAGGGGAACACAGAUCACAAGAUAUGAUAUUUGGACCGGCUAACUUGGGGGAUAAUGCGAUCAAAAACUUCUGCAUGAAACACCAAUGCAACACAUGCUGCAGAUAUCUGAAACUUCCUGAGAUGAAAAUAAAUGAGUACAUUACAGAUGCAGCCUUGUUUCGAGGAAAAUCUCAAGUCUCCAUUGAAAACUGUGAGAUAAAAGCUCAGGCCAGCAACCCAUCGGUGCCAUACACUGACUGA